CCGGUAGUAGGGGCUUGUGUGUUCUGUGUGUGAGCAGAGAUGAAAGUGAGCGAUGGUGAAAACUGAUUAAUACACUAUUUAAAAUAAUUCUUAGUGACUGGAGUCGCUGCGGCCUCCCCUGAGCGGUGAGGAGAGGAUGGAGGCGGCGAGUCUGGAGUGUCUGGAGCUUCUUUACCGCAGUGCGGAUUAUCUGGUGGUGAACAAACACUGGGACAUCCGCAUAGAUGGGAAGUUCUGGGCCGAAGAGCGUACAGUGCAGAAACAGCUCCAGCACCAUUUCCCCCAGCUCGUGGACCCCGCUACCUACUACGGCUUCAGGUUUUGUCAUCAGCUGGAUUUCUCUACCAGCGGAGCUCUGUGUGUGGCUCUGAGUAAAGCUGCGGCGGGCAGAGCGUAUCACUGCUUCAAAAACAGACUCGUCAUCAAGGCCUACCUCGCUCUGGUUCGAGGUUCCGUGGUCGAUGAGAAAAUGACGAUUGAUUGCGCGAUCGGGAAGAGCAGCACGGAGGGAAAAACUCACAUGAUGUGUGUGGAGGGGACAGACGGAUGUGAGAAUCCCAAACCCAGCCUGACGGAGUUGACGGUGUUGGAGUUCGGAGCUUAUGAUGGAGAUCCGGUCACUAAAGUUCUCCUCCAGCCUCGGACAGUGUUUUCUUUGGCAGGACGCACCCAUCAGCUUCGUGUCCACUGCACCUCUAUUGGUCACCCCAUAGUUGGCGACUACACCUACAGCCUGGGCUCGGACAGCAGCCCGUACCGCAUGAUGCUCCAUGCUUACCUGCUGCGCAUCCCUCUGGAAGACGAACCCCUCGAGGUCACAGCCCCGGACCCCUUCCUGCCCUGCGUCGACCCCAAAUGGACCCCACAGAGACGGGUGAGGACCGUGGAGAGCGUGGUGGAAGACAUUUUAUCGAGGCCACUUGCCAAGGAGACAGAGAGCUUGGAGGAGUGUUCGCAUGAGGAGAGAAUCAGACCAGAGGAGACCGAAGAGACAAAGGUCCAGUGCCAGCACUGGCUCUCGGAGUGGCCUGUGGACUGAGGAUCCAGCGAUGUUCAUAUUAUAGUGAUGUUUAUAUUAUUAUACCUGCUUACAGCAGCAUCAUAGAUUUAGAGGAGAUUUAGCAAUAUGGAAAUAUGGAAUUGCAAGGACAAUAACCGUUUUGUAGCAUUGGUUAACAGUGUUGCAGUGCAGUGGCAGCAGCGUUGAAUGUGUCCUGCAGGGCUACUUCAGGUUUUAACUCGUGUGUGUGUGUGUGUGUGUGUGUGUGUGUGUGUGUGUGUGUGUGCGCGUGUGUGUAUGUAUAUGUGUGUGUGUGUGUGUGUGU
Molecule: messenger RNA, 1325 nt
Organism: Pygocentrus nattereri (red-bellied piranha)
Lineage: Eukaryota; Metazoa; Chordata; Actinopteri; Characiformes; Serrasalmidae
Gene: rpusd1
Product: RNA pseudouridine synthase domain containing 1
Exons: 6
Coding region: 137-1039 (300 amino acids)
Biological process (GO): pseudouridine synthesis
Molecular function (GO): pseudouridine synthase activity; RNA binding
Source: RefSeq, a predicted model, not a curated record